GACUCCGACAAUACCCACAAGAAGAAACUCUUUCUAAACAAAAAAUUAUUAAAAUGGCUGUUCCCACGGGAAACGCCGAUCGCUUUCUCCGGCCACUCUUCCUCGCCGUUCUCUCCCUUCUUAUUCUCUCUUCUCUCGUCUCCUCCACCGAGUGGCUCGAGAUCGAUUCCUCAGAUCUCAAAGCUCUUCAAAUCAUCGAAACAGAGCUCGGAGUCAACGGUCAACUCUCUUCGUCCACUGGUAUCGUCAACCCGUGCGGUCGCGGAGGAGUUUUCUGCGAGAGAAGACUCUCCUCCGCCACCGGAGAUUACGUUCUCCGUGUAACGAGGCUCGUUUACCGAUCCCGGAGCUUGACGGGGACCAUAUCGCCGGCGGUCGGAAAGCUGUCGGAGCUCAAGGAACUCACUUUAUCUAACAACCAGUUGGUCAACGGUCUUCCAGUGGAUGUCUUAAACUGUAAGAAGCUCGAAGUCUUUGAUGUUCGAAACAACAGAUUUUCCGGUCAGAUUCCGGGGAACUUUUCUGGUUUGAUCCGUCUUCGAAUCCUUGAUCUUUCUUCGAACAAAUUCUCUGGGAACUUGAAUUUCUUGAAGAAUCUACGCAAUCUUGAGAGCCUCUCCGUCGCAAACAAUCUAUUCUCAGGCAAGAUCCCGGAGGCAGUUGUGUCGUUGCACAAUCUCCGGUUCUUUGAUUUCUCUGAAAACCGGUUUUUGGAAGGUCCGGUUCCGGUUAUGAGCAAAAUCAAAUUACAGUCAUCUCCACACCAAACAAGACACAUUCUUGCUGAAACUCCGUCUUCAAAUUCCACGAAGAAAUCAAACAACACCACCACAUCGAAAGCAACAGGGGACACUCCAAAACCGGAGAAAAAGCAGACGAAGAAGAAGAAGAAGAACAAGAAGAAGAAAGUAGCGGCAUGGAUCUUAGGGUUCUUCGUUGGAGCCAUAGCUGGAUUAAUCUCUGGGGUUGUCUUCUCGGUGAUGUUCAAAAUGAUCCUUCGAGCAAUAGAGGACCAGAAAACCAUCAGGUCCUUCNAUAUUCAGCCCAUUGAUCAAAAGAGCGAAGAUUUAGCUUUCUUGGAGAACGAAGAAGCGUUAUCUUCUCUGGAGAUCAUUGGAAGAGGAGGUUGUGGAGAGGUUUUCAAAGCAGAACUACCCGGAAGCGAUGGGAAGAUCAUUGCCGUUAAGAAAGUUAUCCAACCGGCUAAAGACGCCACUGAACUUGCAGACGAAGAAUCCAAGUUUCUGAACAAGAAAAUGAGGCAAAUCAGAUCAGAGAUCAACACAGUCGGCCAAAUCCGUCACCGGAAUCUUCUACCAUUGUUGGCUCACGUACCGAGACCCGAGUGCCACUUCCUCGUUUAUGAGUUCAUGAAGAACGGGAGUUUGCAAGAUAUAUUGACUGAUGUGUCCGCUGGAACCAAAGAGUUAAUGUGGCCAGCAAGGCACAAGAUUGCUAUAGGUAUAGCUGCAGGGCUUGAGUACCUUCACAUGGACCAUAACCCAAGAAUCAUUCACAGAGACUUGAAGCCAGGAAAUGUUCUUAUUGAUGAUGACAUGGAGGCCAGAAUUGCAGAUUUCGGGCUCGCAAAGCAAAUGCCUGAUGCGGUCACACAUAUUACCCUCUCAAAUUGUGCAGGUACUGUGGGAUACAUAGCACCAGAAUAUCAUCAAACUUUCAAGUUCACGGACAAAUGUGAUAUCUAUAGUUUUGGAGUGAUUCUUGGGGUUUUGGUGAUUGGAAAGCUUCCUUCAGAUGAGUUUUUUCAGCAUACUGAGGAGAUGAGUCUGAUAAAGUGGAUGAGGAACACAAUAACAUCAGAGAAUCCAAGCCUUGCGAUUGAUCCGAAGUUGAUGGGACAAGGAUUCGAUGACCAGAUGCUUCUGGUUCUGAAAAUCGCUUGUUACUGUACUUUGGCUGAUCCGAAACAGAGGCCUAACAGCAAAGAUGUCAGGACUAUGUUGACCCAGAUCAAGCACUAGUGUCUCUCUAUGAUAUGUUGUUUUGCUUUUAUAUGUGUUUUCUAGAUUUCAUGUCGCAUGAGAAAUAACUAUGGCAGAAGCUUGUGAUGAAGAUGUAUUUAUGUUUUAAAUGGAAUUUAAUUCUGUUU
Molecule: messenger RNA, 2110 nt
Organism: Eutrema salsugineum
Lineage: Eukaryota; Viridiplantae; Streptophyta; Magnoliopsida; Brassicales; Brassicaceae
Product: leucine-rich repeat receptor-like serine/threonine/tyrosine-protein kinase SOBIR1
Exons: 2
Coding region: 54-1982 (642 amino acids)
Biological process (GO): protein phosphorylation
Molecular function (GO): protein kinase activity; protein binding; ATP binding
Source: RefSeq, a predicted model, not a curated record